Molecule: messenger RNA, 3363 nt
Organism: Fraxinus pennsylvanica
Lineage: Eukaryota; Viridiplantae; Streptophyta; Magnoliopsida; Lamiales; Oleaceae
Source: the annotation of a GenBank genome assembly
AUGGCGACUUCGAGGACCUCCUCUGCGGUGAGGCUGAGCAGGUACGCCGUGGCCGCUCUCAGGGCCUCUCGCUAUCGCUCUGGAGACCUCGCACUCUCUCAUCGCUCCUCUAAAGUACUUUCUUCUCGAUACCCAACUUUUCCCGCUCGCACCAAUGGUUCUUGUGGAUUUGGAGCUCCCACCAUUCCUACCAACUUCUCAUCAGGUCUGGUUUCGACCCAAAUUCUCACCCGCUUUUACUCCACCUCUGCUGCUGCCUCCGGCCAGUUGUGGAACGUGCGGGACAGGCUUAGAGCUGUUGUUUGUGCUGUACGAUCAGUGGCAAAGCUUGACGCCUCUGUGCACGAAGUAGCAGCGGUGCACGCCAAUCGCCGCUGCUUCAUGAGCAGCGCGCUUCCUGCAGCAGUAAUGGGUCCGUGCGAACAAGUUCUACAAACUUCUACAGCUUACGGCAUUUGCCUCUUCCCCAAGCUUCCUUUCCCUUUCAGGACCUCCUCUGCGGUGAGGCUGAGCAGGAACGCCGUGGCCGCUCUCAGGGCCUCUCGCUAUCGCUCUCGAGACCUUGCACUCUCUCAUCGCUCCUCUAAAGUACUUUCUUCUCGAAACCCAACUUUUCCUCCUCGCACCUAUGGUUCUUGUGGAUUUGGAGCUCCCACCAUUCCUACUAACUUCUCAUCAGGUCUGAUUAGCAAUUCAGAGUUUACUGAGAUGGCAUGGGAGGGAGUCGUCGGUGCUGUGGAUGCAGCAAGGGAGGGUAAACAUCAAGUAGUGGAAACUGAGCAUCUAAUGAAAGCCCUAUUGGAGCAGAAGGAUGGGUUGGCAAGGAGAAUAUUCACCAAGGCAGGGGUUGACAACUCAUCACUUCUGGAAUCUACAAACAACUUUAUAUCUCAGCAACCAAAGGUGAUAGGUGAUACUAGUGGGCCCAUUGUGGGUUCUCAUCUGGGUUCUCUCUUGGAAAAGGCACGAAAGCAUAAGAAAGAAAUGGGGGAUUCCUUUGUCUCUGUGGAGCAUCUAUUGUUGGCAUUUCCCAUGGAUAAGAGGUUUGGGCAACAAUUAUUUACAAAUAUGAAUCUAAGUGAGAAGGCUUUGAAGGAAGCUGUACAAGCUGUUCGUGGUGGUCAAAGAGUAUCUGAUCAGAACCCAGAAGGUAAAUAUGAGGCACUUGAAAAAUAUGGGAAUGACUUAACUGAACUUGCGAGACGUGGUAAACUCGACCCGGUUAUUGGACGUGAUGAUGAAAUACGGCGAUGCAUCCAAAUAUUAUGUCGUAGGACAAAGAACAACCCUGUUAUCAUUGGUGAGCCAGGAGUCGGGAAAACUGCAAUUGCUGAAGGUUUAGCUCAGCGAAUUGUCCGUGGAGAUGUUCCAGAACCUCUAUUGAAUCGGAAGUUGAUCUCUCUGGACAUGGGUUCUUUGCUUGCUGGUGCCAAGUAUCGUGGAGAUUUUGAGGAAAGGUUAAAAGCUGUAUUGAAGGAAGUUAGUGCUUCAAAUGGACAGAUUAUUCUGUUUAUAGAUGAGAUUCACACUGUAGUGGGUGCAGGGGCUACUGGCGGAGCUAUGGAUGCUGGAAAUUUGUUGAAACCUAUGCUUGGUCGGGGGGAACUCAGGUGCAUUGGGGCAACUACACUAAAUGAAUACAGAAAGUACAUUGAGAAGGACCCUGCGCUAGAGCGUAGGUUUCAACAAGUAUUUUGUGCCCAGCCAUCUGUGGAAGACACAAUUUCGAUCCUGCGUGGAUUGCGCGAACGAUAUGAGCUGCAUCAUGGGGUCAAGAUAUCAGAUAGUGCUCUUGUUUCAGCAGCAAUUCUUUCAGAUCGAUACAUUACUGAGCGUUUCCUACCUGACAAAGCCAUUGACCUCAUUGAUGAAGCUGCUGCAAAAUUAAAAAUGGAGAUUACUUCCAAACCUACUGAGUUGGAUGAGAUAGAUAGAGCUGUUCUGAAGCUAGAGAUGGAAAAGCUAUCCCUGAAAAAUGACACGGACAAAGCUUCUAAAGAGCGGUUGAUCAAGCUGGAACAUGAUUUGGUAUCUCUUAAACAAAAGCAAAAGGAGCUAAAUGAACAGUGGGAAAGUGAGAAAGUUCUUAUGAAUAGAAUACGAUCAAUUAAAGAAGAGAUUGACAGAGUCAACCUAGAGAUGGAAGCUGCUGAACGAGAGUAUGACCUUAAUCGUGCUGCUGAACUUAAAUAUGGAACCCUGAUGUCCCUUCAGCGUCAGCUUGAGGAAGCUGAAAAGAGCCUCACUGAUUAUCGAAAGUCUGGGAAGUCAUUACUAAGGGAGGAAGUUACAGAUCUUGAUAUUGCUGAAAUUGUAAGUAAGUGGACUGGCAUACCAUUAUCAAAUCUCCAGCAAACUGAGAGGGAGAAGCUUGUCUCCUUAGAAGAGGUCCUUCACAAAAGGGUUAUUGGUCAGGACAUGGCAGUCAAAUCUGUAGCUGAUGCAAUAAGACGUUCUAGAGCUGGCCUGUCUGAUCCAAACCGGCCUAUUGCAAGUUUUAUGUUCAUGGGACCCACUGGGGUUGGUAAGACUGAGCUUGCAAAAGCCCUUGCUGGAUACCUUUUCAACACUGAAAAUGCUCUUGUGCGGAUCGAUAUGAGUGAAUACAUGGAAAAACAUGCAGUUUCCCGGUUGGUUGGUGCACCGCCAGGUUAUGUUGGUUAUGAAGAAGGUGGGCAGCUGACAGAAGUAGUCCGCCGAAGGCCUUAUUGUGUUGUGUUGUUUGAUGAAAUCGAGAAGGCACAUCACGACGUUUUCAACAUCCUUUUACAGUUAUUAGAUGAUGGAAGAAUAACAGAUUCACAAGGGCGAACAGUUAGUUUCACCAACACUGUUGUGAUUAUGACAUCAAACAUUGGAUCUCAUUAUAUCCUUGAAACCCUUAGAAGCUCCCAGGAUAGCAAGGAUGCAGUUUAUGAUGUGAUGAAAACUCAAGUGGUCGAGUUAGCGAGACAAACUUUCAGGCCAGAGUUCAUGAAUCGGAUCGAUGAGUACAUUGUUUUCCAACCUCUGGACUCCACUCAAAUCCGAAAAAUCGUUGAAAUCCAGCUUAAUCGUGUGAAGGACAGACUUAAACAAAGGAAAAUUGAUUUCCAUUACUCAGAGGAAGCUGUCAAUCUUCUUGGAACGUUGGGCUUUGACCCUAACUUUGGAGCAAGACCUGUGAAGCGGGUGAUUCAACAGAUGGUUGAGAAUGAGAUUGCAAUGGGAAUCUUAAGAGGGGACUUUAAGGAAGAAGACUCGCUUAUCAUUGAUGUCGUCCCGGAGAAUGGACGACGAAUUCAACUCGUGGUGAUUCUAAACAACUGUGCUCCUUGGUAUUUAGGUGAUCCUGCAUCAUAUUCUAACGUCUCUUCAUGUUGA